AUGUCUCGGAGGACGGCUGAGGAAAUGACGGGAGGAAGUGAGCGUAUAAAGUCGUCACCAGAGAAGCGCGCUCGUCAUGAGCAGACCGCAAGUGGCAACAGCGCUGAUGGCGGGGACACCCCGAACAAUGGCUCUGCCGUGACAGGCCGCCCUUUCUCCGACUUCGAUCUACUGCCAAGCACGCUUGAGGCACUCAAGAGCCAGGGGAUUACCACACUAUUCCCUGUGCAGGCCCUCACAUAUGAAGCGAUCAUGAAGGGGUCUGAUGUGUUAGUACAGGCGCGAACAGGGAGCGGCAAGACACUUGCCUUUGGCAUUCCCAUCGUUGAGAAACUCACCCGCAUGGUGAAGGGCAACGAACCUCCUGUGCGGGGGCGCGGCCCUGCUGCCGUUAUUUUCUGCCCCACCCGUGAACUGGCCAUUCAGGUACGGGAUGUCAUUGCUGGCAUCAGUAGGGGAUUUGUCGUCUCCGCACUCUACGGUGGUGUGGCGUACAGCACGCAGGAGAGGGCUCUCUACAGUGGUGUAGAUGUUGUGGUGGCGACGCCGGGUCGUGCGAAGGACUUUUUGGAAAAAGGCACACUUCGCUUUGAUCGUGUAAGUGUGGUUUGCCUCGACGAGGCGGAUCACAUGCUUGAUAUUGGAUUCAAGGAUGAUAUUGAGCUUCUCCUACAGAAGGUAGCGGAACAGAACGGAUCGACGGAGGAAAAGCCAAAGCACCAGACCCUCUUGUUCUCCGCCACGGUGCCAGAUUGGGUUCACACCUGCUCCUUCAUCUCGAGAAACAAGGAGUUUAUUGACAUGGUUGGACAAGGGACGAUGCGUGCCGCCGACACCAUCAAGUUUUACCGCCGCAAGUGUCACUUCAGCGAGGUGUCAUGCAUGCUGGCAGAUCUUGUAAAAGUGUAUAGUGGACGCCACGGCCGCACGCUCGUCUUUACAAACACUAAGAAGGACUGCCAUGAUUUGUCCAUUAAUAACACAAAACUGGACUCUCAGUCGUUACAUGGCGACAUGCAGCAGGAGCAGCGGGAGAGCACUAUGAAGAGUUUUCGGGACAAUAAGUUUGGUGUUCUUAUCGCCACCGAUGUGGCGGCGCGUGGGUUGGAUCUGCCCAUGGUGGACCUUGUCAUUCAGUGUGCCCCUCCCACCGACAUCGACGCCUUUAUUCAUCGUGCCGGUAGGACUGGCCGCGCUGGCCGCAAAGGCGUGUGUGUGCUCUUGCAUCAGCCGAAGGACGAAUACAUUGUGGAACGCAUUGAACGGCAUGCAAAGAUUAAGUUUGAAGUACUUCCUGCACCGACACGGGACGAGAUUCUCAGGGCUGUUGCAAGAGAUGCGGCGGAGGACUUGGCGCGGGUGGAGCGUGGUGCUACCAACCUUUUCAUGGAUCAGGCCGCAGAGUUACUAAAGGACGCAGACGCGACAGAGAUUCUGGCCUCCGCUAUUGCAGUUAUGAGCGGCUACACCAGCAGCAUCACACGACGUGGUCUAAUCACUGGGGCGAAGGGAUCUGUAACGAUUCAAAUGCUGGGGCAGCGCGCUCUGCCUAUCCCUGUCUUCUGCAGUAUUCUCCGCAACAGUCUCGGCGACAACCUCUUCACGCGAUGCAGAGACAUCACACUUCUGCAGGAGACACCUGGAUGUGUGUUUGACGUCCCAGAGGAGGCGGCGGACCAGAUCCUCUCAACCCCCAUCCGUGGGAUGGAGCUCAGCAUCAUUGAGACCCUGCCGCCUAUCAUUGCGCGGGAACUGAACAGCAGCAACCGUGGAGGUGGGAGUCAAGGCCGCUUUAACGGUCGUGGUGGCAAUGGUGGCUACCGCGGUGGUGGCGGCGGUGGCUACCACAGUGGCGGCAGCGGUGGCUACCGCGGUGGUGGCGGCGGUGGCUACCACAGUGGCGGCAGCGGUGGCUACCGCGGUGGCGGCGGCGGUGGCUACCACAGUGGUUAUAAUGGUGGUGGUGGUCGUCAAGUUCAUCGACGCUACUAA
Trypanosoma rangeli is the source of this 1992-nucleotide messenger RNA. RefSeq names its product putative nucleolar RNA helicase II. Lineage: Eukaryota; Euglenozoa; Kinetoplastea; Trypanosomatida; Trypanosomatidae. The transcript has a single exon. The record is from RefSeq and is a predicted model, not a curated record. Gene Ontology annotation, molecular function: ATP binding; RNA binding; RNA helicase activity. Bases 1 to 1992 code for a protein of 663 amino acids.